AUGCUUAACACUAUAAGCGUCUUCCGUCGAUUCGACGUGGAAGACCCGAUUGUUCUAGCCGGAACCGCAAUGUGGUGCCCCCUCAGCGCCGGUAUCAUGCUGCAAGAUUACAACUUGCCGUCAUCUCGCCGUCACCGGCGAAUUCUGGACACGAAAGUUGCAGAUCCGGAACGAGGUGCGAUAGCACCACCUGAAGAGCCUGAUAGCCACGUUGAAGAGGACGAGUCGGAUUCUGACGUCGAACCGGAGCUGCUCUGUCCACUGGUCGAGUCGGAUUUCGAGUCCGUUAAAAUAUCAGAAUCACUGGCUGACGAGUCUGAUGUAGCAGAUGCAGAGGAGACCGAAUCGGUCGCCGAACUGUUCGAAGAAGUCUGCGUUAGUGUUGAGCUGGUACUAGUUAUUGACGAGGCUGUGUUGGAACUUGACAAUGACGACGUGGAGUUGGUAGUUAUGGCAGCAGUGGAAACGCCGGAAACCACUAAGGCGGCAAGAAGGACCACUCGAAUCAUCUUAAUAGAGAUUGGAGAAUCGAGGAAUGAAGAAAACUCGCGUGGUAUCGAACAUAGUAAGAUUGGAAAGAUCGGCGAUGGACACAUUGGUGGUAGUGAUUGUCUUGGCACGGGGUAG
Phytophthora nicotianae INRA-310 is the source of this 627-nucleotide messenger RNA. RefSeq lists its product as hypothetical. Lineage: Eukaryota; Oomycota; Peronosporomycetes; Peronosporales; Peronosporaceae. Bases 1 to 627 code for a protein of 208 amino acids. The transcript is spliced from 2 exons. The record is from RefSeq and is a predicted model, not a curated record.